UUCGUUUUCAGAUGUUUUAGCACCAUCGGUCUUCGUCGCUAUGCCGGCUGCCCCGCAACUCGUGGAAUUCCCGGACGCCUUGGGGUUCGGAGCGCCGCUCUUCGUUCGGUGCGCGUGGCGCGAUGUGGGCUCUGAUGCGGUGGAAAGCGACACCGCCGUUUGCGACCUCGUCAUGAUCGAUGGCAGCCGUUGCUGGGCAGGGCCAUUGCAACGCAGAGAUUUGGCAGGGCCGUUAGGUGAUAGCUGGAAAGAUCCCGCCAACCUACGACUCCUACAAAAUGCACUCUCGGCGCCCAACAGCCGGACACCAGUGCCAUUCGCAGGCCCCCGAGCUGAAGCAUCAUGGCGGCGCGGGGAGGCAGAGACCUUGGAACUUACGGUGCGGUUCAUCUAUCGGGAGGGCCCCGUGGCCGCGAUCCAGGGGGCAAAGUUUCCCAGCGUGAACUUCAACGCGGCCAUCAGCAAAAUCUGCGAGGGGGUCAGGAAUCUGCAAGAAGAAGUGCGAAAACAGAAGGACAAGGUGCAGGCAGAACGCGGGACUCUGCAGGAGAGGCAAGAAGUACUGAAGAGGCGGCUCGAGAUCUUGCCGAAAGAAUUUGAGGCUCAUGAGAUGCACAUGCUCGAGGGCCUCUGUGGCGUGUUGAACGCCCAGAAGCGCCGCUGCCGGAGCCUCUGGGAAUCCACGGUGGAUGGCCCCGGCCUGGCCGCGGGCGCCGGUGCGGGCGAAGCCGCGGUCGCGCCGACGAUGUCCUUGGAGGAGUGCUUGGACCGAGAGGUGCCCAACCUGGGGCCCGUCGAGGAGAGGGACGAGCCAGUGCCCCGGAUGCCGGCGCCCGCAGCGGCAGAACCGGUGGAGUCGGCGCCUUCGAUGUUCUCCUUGUCCUUCGACGUGAGCCGCGACAGCCGCGCGGAGAAUACGUUCAGCAUCCCUCUGACGCUGGGCAUGAGCGCGCCUCAUUUGAGCGCCUCCUCGAGGGUCACUGCGCGGCGGUGAGAGAAAAAAGGAG
This is a messenger RNA of Durusdinium trenchii, 1007 nucleotides long. The record is from the annotation of a GenBank genome assembly. NCBI's taxonomy places the organism in Eukaryota, Dinophyceae, Suessiales, Symbiodiniaceae.